This is a messenger RNA of Poecile atricapillus (Black-capped chickadee), 2918 nucleotides long. Its product is annotated as acyl-CoA synthetase short-chain family member 3, mitochondrial-like. The transcript is spliced from 16 exons. NCBI's taxonomy places the organism in Eukaryota, Metazoa, Chordata, Aves, Passeriformes, Paridae. Bases 133 to 2196 code for a protein of 687 amino acids. The record is from RefSeq and is a predicted model, not a curated record.
CCCGCCGCGGGGGCAGGCCCGCCGUGUCCCACCGCCCCCGGGAGCUGCUGCCUUUCGGUCCUGCACAGUCCGAGGGCGUUUUGGAAACUUGGAGAGGCCAGUGCGGCCCCUGUCCCUUGAAAGCCGUGGAAGAUGGGUUUCCUGGGCAAGCUGGCGGCGCUACCAAAACUCAGCGGUGCGGUGGCGGGCCGGGGCGGCGGUGCCUGGCGGCGGCCGGGCCCGCCCUGUGCAGCCGUCCCGCUCCCGGCCCGGGCCGCCGCUGGCCCCCGCCCGCCGCCCGGCGGCCGGGCCGCCUCCUCCUCCCGGGCGCUGGGCAAGUACGAGGAAGUUUUCCAGUCCUGCCUGGCGGAGCCCGAGAAGGUCUGGGGAGAAGUCGCCGAGCAGAUCCAGUGGUACAAGCCCUGGGUCCGGACCCUGGAGAGGGGCAGCCUGGGGAGCGCUUCCUGGUUUGUAGGUGGAGAGCUGAAUAUCUGUUACAACACUGUAGAUCGUCAUGUUGAGAAUGGACGAGGAGACCAAACUGCUAUUAUUUAUGACAGUCCUGUAACAAAUACCAAAGAGAAAAUAACAUAUAAGGAACUUUUGGAACAGGUCUCCAAGUUAGCUGAUGUCAUGAUCAAACAUGGUGUGAAGAAAGGAGAUCGUGUGGUUAUCUACAUGCCCAUGAUUCCACAGACUGUGUACUGUAUGCUGGCUUGUGCGAGAAUAGGAGCCAUCCAUAGUCUGAUUUUUGGUGGAUUUGCAUCUACAGAGCUUUCAGUUCGCAUUGAUCAUGCAAAGCCCAAACUUAUUGUAACAGCGAGUUUUGGAGUAGAACCGAAAAGGAAAGUGGAAUACAUAUCUCUCCUAGAAGCAGCACUGGCAAGGGUACAGAGCAAACCUGAUAAAGUUCUCGUUUACCAACGACCUAAUUUGGGCCAUGUUCCUCUUACCAAAGGUCGGGAUCUUGACUGGGAAGAAGAGCUUGCAAAAGCACAGUAUUCAAAAUGUGUCUCCGUUCCCUCAGACCAUCCACUUUAUAUUCUGUAUACUUCUGGAACAACAGGUUUGCCCAAGGGUGUUGUGAGACCAACUGGUGGCUAUGCAGUUAUGCUAAACUGGACCAUGUCGGCUGUAUAUGGCCUCAAACCUGGUGAGGUAUGGUGGGCAGCUUCUGAUUUAGGCUGGGUUGUUGGUCAUUCCUACAUUUGCUAUGGACCUCUUCUUCAUGGUAAUACUACAGUUUUGUAUGAGGGGAAGCCUGUGGGAACGCCAGAUGCUGGUGCCUAUUUCCGUGUGCUAGCAGAGCAUGAAGUAGCUGCCUUCUUUACUUCACCAACUGCAAUUAGAGCAAUCCGUCAGCAGGACCCUGAGGCAGCCUUGGGAAAGCAGUACUUGCUGAAAAGGUUCAGAACGAUGUUUGUAGCUGGUGAGCACUGUGAUGUGGACACGCUGGAAUGGUCAAAAAGAAUCUUCAAGGUACCUGUCCUGGACCACUGGUGGCAAACUGAAUCUGGUUCUGCAAUUACGGCUUCCUGUAUUGGUUUGGGAAACUCUACAACACCUCCACCCGGACAGGCAGGAAAACCAGUGCCAGGGUAUAAUGUCAUGAUUCUGGAUGAAAAUAAGAAACCAGUGAAGGCAAAGACUUUGGGAAAUAUUGUGGUAAAGUUGCCUUUGCCUCCUGGAGCAUUCUCAGGCCUUUGGGAAAAUCAAGAAACAUUUCAGAAGUUAUAUUUCCAAAAAUUUCCAGGAUAUUAUGAUACUAUGGAUGCUGGUUAUAUGGAUGAGGAUGGCUAUCUAUAUGUACUGUCUCGAGCUGAUGAUGUGAUCAAUGUUGCUGGACACAGAAUUUCAGCAGGUGCGAUUGAAGAGUGUAUCCUCUUCCAUCCCGCUGUGGCAGACUGUGCUGUUGUGGGCCAGGAGGAUCCUCUAAAAGGACAUGUUCCAUUUGCACUGUGUGUACUGAGACAAGGUGUAAAGACACAAGAGAGUAAGAUUUUGAAAGAGAUUGUUGAGCGGGUUCGGACCAACAUUGGUCCAGUAGCAGCUUUCCAGAAGGGGAUGUUUGUGACACAGCUACCAAAAACACGCUCUGGCAAGAUUCCACGUUCUGCUCUUUCUGCACUCAUCAGUGGAAAGCCGUACAAGAUAACACCAACCAUUGAAGAUGCUAGUGUGUUUAAACACAUUGAAGAAUUGCUAAAGAAAAAUUAAAUGGGAUAAUACUACUACAUAAUUACAAGAAUUUCAGUUAUUCAAGUAUACAAAGAAGCUUUUUUUAUUGUUAAGAAUACCACAUUUUAAAAACAAGUAGUGAUUUGGGACUAAAUGUUUUUACUGCAGAAACAUUACUGUGUUCUUUACCAUCUUGCCAAAGCCACUGAGAUAUAGUAAAGUCUCUGCAUGCUGUCAAUAUAUGCUGGUUAUUAAGAUGGCUAAGAAUUGCAAAUAGAAUUCAUACAUUGCUGUAGUCUUAAAGGGAAGGAGUAAUUGGAUUAUCUGUCUUACAUGGUGUGAUGUAACCUUACAUUUCAAUCUGUUAUUUUAUAAUGUGACCAGUAAUUUUUGUUUGGCUGAAGCAGCUUACAAAAGGUAAAUAUUGAACAGAGGAGAACAAAAAAGGAAUUCAAUUGUGAAAAUUGUUGCAGGCAUAAAUUGUUCUUACUUGUAAAUUAUAAACUCUUGUGUUUUAGAUUUUUCUAAAAUUAAAAAUUUUAAGAUUAGUUCUCUUGAUUCUAUUUUCUUUUUUUUUUCCCCAAGUCUUUCUGCUAUAAAUUAGAUUUCUAUUUUUUUUUUUUUCUCAAUAACUUUCUGAAGAGUCUUUUUUGUAAAAUGAUAAAUAAUUUCUGGCUUUCUGUGAAAUCUGUGAAAAUCUUAAUUUGUCCACAGUAGUAUUCAGGAAACCCGUUGUAUAUUAAAUAAAGGCAGGCAUUUAC